AUGGGAUGCUACGAGCAUAUCAAACCCUCAGAGGGCUUGUUACGUGAUCACGAAACUCGCAGCCAAGACAUGACAAUUGAAGCAUGCGGCACUAUAUGCCGGGAGUACAAGUACUUUGGCAUUAGUGCUGGGUCCUGGUGUUAUUGCGGCGAUACCUUCAGAGGGAAGGCAACUGCAGCUGAUCCUAACACAUGCACUUCUCGCUGUGCGGGUAAUCAAACGCAGACAUGUGGAUCACCUUGGAGAAUGUCUUUGUUUACAACUUCAAUUUAA
Alternaria rosae is the source of this 273-nucleotide messenger RNA. Its product is annotated as carbohydrate-binding WSC. The transcript has a single exon. The coding region runs from base 1 to 273 and encodes 90 amino acids. NCBI's taxonomy places the organism in Eukaryota, Fungi, Ascomycota, Dothideomycetes, Pleosporales, Pleosporaceae. The record is from RefSeq and is a predicted model, not a curated record.